AGAAACAAAGAAAAUGCUAAUUGUAUCAUGCAUGCUAUUUGCAGGCCUCACCAUUCUUCUUUGGGCAAUGCUAGGCUUUCCUAGAAAAUUUAACAAUCCAACGAUGUUUAAAGAAAGGGCAUGCACUUGGGAUGCCAUUACAUGUCCACAAGGCUGGAAUCAAAUGCGUAAUAAAUGCUUCUUUCGAUCUGAACAAGAAAAAACUUGGAGAGACGGCCAGGCAAACUGUAUGGCCUAUUAUGGAACUCUGGUCAUAUUCACCUCCCAGAAUGAAGUGGACUUUUUGACCUACCAUCUGGGGACCUCUUCUUAUUGGAUUGGACUGAGAAAGCAAAAUGCAAGUGGACGCUGGAUGUGGGCGAAUGGUGAUGCAUUAAGCAAUAGGUUCACUAUUGAAGGAAGUGGACAUUGUGCCUUCAUUUUUAAGAAGGGCAUAAGUAGUGCCAGUUGUGAAGAUGCAAAAAAAUACAUAUGCAGUAGAAAAGGUGUUUGUCGUUAGCUUUCCCGUAUAUGGGUUAAGGCAAUUUCAGAAAAGCUAGCUUUUUUUAUGUAUUAUAAAUUCACAUAGAUACACUUCCUUCCCAUCAAACAUGUAAUUUAUGUUUACUAAUAAAAGUUGAAAAUGAUUUUUAUCUUUAUUUUUUUAAAAAACACAUCUCUAACAAGAUAAGAGACUAACUUGAAAUGUUAAUGUUUCUAGAAUGAGAACAGGGACUUCAGUCUGCUUUGUUCAUGAAUCUCUCUCACAUACCCAGAAAAGUACCCAGCACAUACUAGACACAGUAUAAAUGUAAAAGAACCAGGAGAUUAAUAUAUGCAAUAUGUUUUUACAACUUAUACUGGACCACAGAUGUUGGUGCAUCUAAUCUUAUAAGCAGAGUGGUGGUCUUGGUCAUAACGGGUAAAUCAGCAUGUCUAAGGGAAACAGAUUGUAGAGAAGAGAGAAGGGAGGAAAAGAUACCUGUACUUAUCCAAAGUUCAGUUAAUUCUGCCUAAAAG
Pipistrellus kuhlii (Kuhl's pipistrelle) is the source of this 999-nucleotide messenger RNA. RefSeq names its product C-type lectin domain family 2 member F-like. The record is from RefSeq and is a predicted model, not a curated record. The transcript has 4 exons. Lineage: Eukaryota; Metazoa; Chordata; Mammalia; Chiroptera; Vespertilionidae. Bases 14 to 499 code for a protein of 161 amino acids.